This is a messenger RNA of Photinus pyralis (common eastern firefly), 537 nucleotides long. Its product is annotated as V-type proton ATPase subunit e-like. The record is from RefSeq and is a predicted model, not a curated record. Gene Ontology annotation, cellular component: proton-transporting V-type ATPase, V0 domain; plasma membrane proton-transporting V-type ATPase complex. NCBI's taxonomy places the organism in Eukaryota, Metazoa, Arthropoda, Insecta, Coleoptera, Lampyridae. The transcript is spliced from 4 exons. Gene Ontology annotation, biological process: proton transmembrane transport. Gene Ontology annotation, molecular function: proton-transporting ATPase activity, rotational mechanism. Bases 83 to 346 code for a protein of 87 amino acids.
GUGACGUCUAUCAUAUGAUAUCAGUCAUUUGCAGUAGGCAGCACCCUUUCAGAUUAGGGCAAGUGGUAUAACAACCUGUAAAAUGAGCACAGCAAUACCUUUAAUAGUUUUCACGGUUCUGUGGGGAGGAGUAGGAAUUGGCUUACCGUUUGUUGUACCAAAAGGUCCAAAUAGAGGCAUUAUACAGGUGAUCUUAAUAUUAACAGCGGCAACCUGUUGGUUGUUUUGGUUGUGUUGCUACUUAGCCCAGUUAAACCCUUUGAUUGGGCCCAGACUAAAUAGGCACGCUAUAUUGUUAAUGGCUAGAGAAUGGGGAGAUAAAAUCAAUUCCUCAGUAACCAUUUAGUGUCACCUUGUCUCUAUACCCAGAGCAAAAAACGCAAUGUUUUAUUAGUUAAAUGUAAUUACUUAUGUGUAAUUUUUAUUUAUAGGUACUUUCAUUUCUUGUUUGAUUUCUAUAUUGUUAGAGAAAUGAUGUUGCAUAUUGUGUAUUUAAAAUCAUAGUAUUGUUUUUAAUAAAUAAUUGUAGGGUUCGAA